Messenger RNA from Aaosphaeria arxii CBS 175.79, 2172 nucleotides. Its product is annotated as nicotinate-nucleotide diphosphorylase. The transcript is spliced from 8 exons. Gene Ontology annotation, biological process: NAD+ biosynthetic process; DNA-templated transcription; quinolinate catabolic process. Gene Ontology annotation, cellular component: cytoplasm. The record is from RefSeq and is a predicted model, not a curated record. Gene Ontology annotation, molecular function: nicotinate-nucleotide diphosphorylase (carboxylating) activity; zinc ion binding; DNA binding. Lineage: Eukaryota; Fungi; Ascomycota; Dothideomycetes; Pleosporales. The coding region runs from base 1 to 2172 and encodes 723 amino acids.
AUGGCCGAAGGAGCACCUGCAUUCGGAUCUGUGGCACAUUUGCUGCCGCAGACCUAUAAACGCUUAGUGUCGGAAUGGCUGGAAGAAGACACUCCCAGCUUUGACUAUGGCGGGUUUGUGGUGGGGGAGGAGAUCUCAGAGGCCAAGCUCCUUGGAAAGAGCGAGCACUGUGCCACCGUUCGAGGCCCUGUUCGAAAAUUGCUUCUCGGUGAGAGAGUCGCUCUCAACACUCUGGCAAGAUGCUCAGGAAUUGCUACAAAAUCAGCACGUCUAUUGACGCUAUUGCGAAAAGCUGGCUACCCUAACAUUCUUGCCGGAACUCGCAAAACAACUCCUGGCUUCCGCGUCGUUGAGAAAUAUGGCAUGUUAGUUGGAGGUGUCGAUGCGCACCGCGUUGACUUGUCUGCGAUGACGAUGCUCAAGGACAAUCACAUCGUUGCAGCUGGGAGCAUCACGAACGCUGUGCGCGCAGCCAAAUCUGCUGGAGGCUUUGCCAUCAAGGUGGAAGUCGAAUGCCAAAGCUUUGAAGAAGCCGACGAAGCCAUUGCAGCUGGUGCCGACAUUGUCAUGUUGGAUAACUUCACGCCUGACGGUGUCAAGGUAGCCGCAGCACAGUUGAAGGAUAAGUGGGGAAGGGGCACUGGCGACAGGAAAGCAUUCUUGGUAGAGGUCAGCGGAGGGUUGACGGAAGAAAAUGUUGAAGGUUAUGUUUGCGGAGACAUCGAUAUCGUGAGCACGAGCAGCAUCCAUCAAGAUACUGCAGGUGCUAUGUCAUUUGCGAUCAGUACGGACCGGUUGGUGGAUCUCUACUAUGAGAACUUCUUCCCAGCACAUCCAUAUACCAUGCCACAACAAUUCGUUGCACUUAGAGGAACCCACGGCAUGGAACUCCUCUUACUGUCCAUGCAUUUCGUCGGAUCAGUAUACGCUCCUUGGACACCCACAGAACCAUACUACGAGGCUGCUUAUCAGGCUCUUUGCCAGCCAAACAUUCCAAGGACCGGAUUCACGAUACAAGCGCUGUUGAUGUUCGCAACAGCCCAACACCACAUGGACCGCCGGCCAGAAUCUCGAAAGAUGCUUGACCGCGCGAUCGAACUGGCCGUGGAAUUGCGUAUCAACCACAAGGAUUUCGCCCAGCUCCACGGCGAGGGUAAUCCGGUAUUGGAAGAAUCCUUCCGGAGAACGUACUAUUUCUUGUUGAUCACCGAUCAGCAUUUCGCGGUUGUUGUGAAUUCCCCUAUUUAUGGUAUGAGAGAUGUUGCCAAUUUUCUUGAUUUGCCAUGUGAUGAUGACCUCUAUGUAACGGGGCAAAUACCGACCCCAACCCCGCUAUCCGAGUACGAGGUCAGAGAAUUUGCGGACGAAGAAAUUGUCUUCUCUUCUCUUGCGUACAUGUAUGACAUUGGAAGGGUAGUUGCUCAUAUCAUGCGAGUUUUCACGGAGACAGGGCAGUUUUCAGAAGCUUUGAUUGCGUCUGCCGACACAAAAGUGGCCAUUUGGCGGUCGUUACUGCCGGCGUGCAAAAGAGACGCUGUAAAACCAGAUGGGUCCGUGGAUGAGGUGAUGUUUAUGGCGCAUAUGAGCUGUAUCGUACUCCAAACAAGCCUCCACAGACCUUUGUCAUCAUUAGCGUACAGUCUUGAGGAGUUGUCAACAGAGAGCUUCGCGUCACCAGUUCCAUUCCUCGAAUCUCCGAAUAACGGGCGAGGUGCACAUACAGCUCGAGCGCUCAAAGCCGCGGAGAUGCAGACAAGACUUCUCGCCAUCCCGUGUGCAGCUGAACGGCACAAUCUCUUCACACUGUGUAUCACGGCAACACUCGCAACAGCCCAGAUAUCCGCCUGUAACAUUUUGUUAGAAGAUCGCGCACAGUCGAUUGCACGCGACAGGAUCCGACUUAGCAUUGGCUAUCUAAGUCAGAUGGGAACAUUCUGGCCUUUAGCAAAGAAAAUGGCCAAGGAAGUGCGUUAUGUUGCUCGUGCGACGCUCUCCGGAAACCCUCAUGUAACUCUACCACCUGAGCCGGAUGCGAAUGAUGAGAUCGAUAUACCCCGCGACGAACUGAUAUGGCCCAUCAAUCCGUCCGCACAGAUCGACAUUUACACGGGUCUCACAAUGCCGGAAUGGAGUCCCGGUCUCACUCAAAUGCAACCUCGGAAUGUUCCCUGA